AUCAAUUUUCAUGCAGUGUAACAGACUUCUAAGCAAAUGACGAAAGUAGCUAAGCUCACCUACUAUUCUGUUGUCUUUGUAUGACUUUUGGCUUUCACCUUCCUCUGGUAGGAAAAACAGCUUAAACGACAUAAAGCGACCAAUAAUUCACCCACUUUUAUUUUUCUAUAUCAAUGCCAUAAAAUCUGGAUAUCUCCUUGUCUCUCUCAUUUUCAUCCACCAAUAAUGGAUUCAAGCAGCAACUCUGAGAUUUCCCAUGAUUUUCCUCCAUUUUUCAAAGUUUACAAAGAUGGCCGAGUAGAGCGUUACACGAUCCUGGACGGUGCCCCCAAGCAUGUUCCUGCGGGUCUAGAGCCAGUGCCAGGAAUCCAGUCCAAAGAUGUUGUCGUCUCGUCGGAAACUGGCGUCAAGGCCAGAAUAUUUCUUCCCAAAAUCGAUGGCCCUGGUGAAAGAUUUCCAGUUUUGGUCCAUUACCACGGUGGUGGCUUCUGCCUGGGGUCGCCGUUUGAUUCAGUCUCUCAAAAUUUUCUCACUUAUCUAGUAACCCAUGCCAAUGUCAUAGCUAUUUCUAUCGACUAUAGGCUCGCCCCUGAGCACCCUUUACCAAUUGCAUAUGAUGACUCAUUGGCCACGCUGCAGUGGAUUGCAUCGCACUCUGAAGGAUCUGGACCCGAACCAUGGUUGAACGAAUAUGCGGAUCUUGGGCGCGUUUUCUUGGUGGGUGAGAGCGCCGGAGCCAAUAUAGCGCAUUACGUGGCGGUUCAAGCUGGCACUAUUGGGUUGGAUGGGUUGAAAAUAAAUGGGGUGCUUAUUGUGCACCCAUUCUUCGGAGGUAAAGAAGUUGAUAAGAUGUACAAGUACUUGUGUCCGACUAGCAGUGGGCGUGACGAUGACCCGAAAUUGAACCCGGGAGUGGAUCCGAAUCUGAAGAACAUGGGUUGUGAUAGGGUGUUGGUGUGUGUGGCUGAGAAAGAUUGGCUUAGAAACAGAGGUGAGGCUUACUAUGAGACUUUGGCAAAAAGUGAGUGGGGUGGGAAAGUUGAAUUUUAUGAAACUUUAGAUGGAGAACACUGCUUUCAUAUGUUCAAUACCCACACUGAGAAGGCUGCACCAUUGUUGAAGAAAAUGGUUGACUUCAUAACUCAAGAAUAGGUUAAGUUGGGUGUUUUUUUUUCAGAUGUUGUAUGCUUGUGUCGUGUGAUCUGGUGAAAAAUAAUGCAAAAAUAUAUUGUAAUUUAAAGAAAA
Molecule: messenger RNA, 1245 nt
Organism: Mangifera indica (mango)
Lineage: Eukaryota; Viridiplantae; Streptophyta; Magnoliopsida; Sapindales; Anacardiaceae
Product: probable carboxylesterase 4, mitochondrial
Exons: 1
Coding region: 226-1152 (308 amino acids)
Molecular function (GO): hydrolase activity
Source: RefSeq, a predicted model, not a curated record